AUGUCCGAGUCAAGGACCAUCAAUCUCCCCAUUCCUCCACUCCCUGCCUCCACGUCACCAACGCUACAGACGCAGAUUCAGCAGGUGAUAGCUCAGAAAGGUCAUUUCCACAAAGUGACCGAAAAAUCUCUCCGUGCCGAAAUCGAUGGUCAGGCAGAGUCCAAGCUUGUCACAGAUUCUCUCCAAAAGGACGACCAAGCGAAGGAGGAUGAAUCACCUCAGGCUCGACAAGAGCGUAUUUGGAAAUCCCGGGAGCAGAUGAUGGGCCAACUAAAUUAUGCUCAGAAUGAGAUCUUAUGCGCACUUGACUUUGUAUCUUUGCUGAUCUCCAAACAAUCUACCCCGGCUCAGACGUCCAUGUCGCCGGCCCUAAAAGAGGCAGUACCAAUUGGUACGCUUGCUAGCCACCUGAUCCAGCCCAAACCGCCUUCGGCAUCCGCCCGAAAACAACUUAACUUGGUCUCUCAGGGUUGGAGAUGUGAAGGUUUCAAGGCCGCCUCACAAAAACUGGCAUCGGCCUCAGCCGCUCUGGGAGCUGAUAGUGACCGCGAAUCUACUUACUGGGCACAGGUCGCUGAUCUAAAGGCCCGAGGGUGGCCAGUUAGCAGACUGCCUCGAGAUAACAAGGCUAUCGGCGUUCAUUUUGGCUUCUCAGAAGCUGCACCACAAUUCCGUGACCGGGGUUUUGGCCUUCUACGACAGGCUGACGACGGGUCCAUCUAUCUUGACACUCAUGCCAAAUCAACCCGACAGGGGCGGCUUGCAGUUUAUAUAGUUCGAAAGGGCCACAUUACAGGUGCUUUCUUGCCCCAGCCCAUCACUCAUGGAGAUUCCGCCUCAAUCGAAGCGCAGAUUACCGAAGCUCGUGAUUCAUUGUUUGACCAAGAGUUGUUUCACGAGAUUACCCGAGAAGCUCGUCUGAUGGCCAAUCAAGGAGUUGUCCGACGUGCACAGUCAGUCGAAAUUGCUGUGGGCUCUCAACUCCAAAUACGGUUGACCCUUGACGAUGGGCAAAAGAAGACAGGAGCCCUGGACGCGGAAGAUGAGGACAUUGCGCAGUUCCUUGGAAUGUCCCUACGACUUCUGCUCGCCGCAGCCCACCAACAGAACCUAGCAAGGAGAUCGCAACGACCGCCUGUCAUGGUAGCUAAGCCACGGCCGACUCCGGAGUAUGCCCUCCUUCGUCCUAUCCUUGCACACUUACGACACAAAGCGGCAGUGGACGCGUUGAUGUCGGAGUGCCACAAGAUUGUCCAUGUCUUAACCAAAGCUGGCUUGCCCGCCGAGAUGAGUCCCGGUCAAGCCACUGACACAGUCUUCGAGUCCUUGAAGACUGAAACAUCCUCCUCCAUUUUGCCUAGUCUUCUGCUACCCGCCAAAACUGCCUUGAAACUCAGCUUGGGAGACUUUGCUCAACUAGAUGUCGGCAUUGCAACGUUCUUGGGGCCCCCUUUAUUUGGGACACGAUAUGAGACUUCAGAAAUUGACUUUGGCUUUUCGUCGGUUCCAAAGUCGCAGCACGAGACGUUGGAAUCAACGACCGUCUUCAUUCGAAGGAUACUCCUCCUUGGCUUGGUAACUCGUGCGAAGCAACUUGCCUCCGAAAAUACGCAACCUCAGGCCGCAGUGUGGUCGGUUUCAAGUCCAUAUAACGGUGAAUUGACUAGGUACGAGUCCGGGGAGGCCGUGCAAAAGUUGCAAAUCGCUUUUCUGGGCCAGUCAAUUAGCAUGCGUUGGAUCUCAGAUCUCAGAUCAUCCCCUAAGGUGCACCAAUUCUGGUCGUGGAAUGCGACAGGAUGUUCACACGCUGGGGGUACGGACGUUACAUUCAGAGCUGAUCAGAAGUUUGAUGAAAUAAUAUCGAGCAUCUUUGCGGAAAGCGCAUGA
This is a messenger RNA of Exophiala mesophila, 1887 nucleotides long. RefSeq lists its product as uncharacterized. The transcript has 2 exons. Gene Ontology annotation, molecular function: transcription coregulator activity. Gene Ontology annotation, biological process: regulation of transcription by RNA polymerase II. The record is from RefSeq and is a predicted model, not a curated record. The coding region runs from base 1 to 1887 and encodes 628 amino acids. Gene Ontology annotation, cellular component: core mediator complex; mediator complex. NCBI's taxonomy places the organism in Eukaryota, Fungi, Ascomycota, Eurotiomycetes, Chaetothyriales, Herpotrichiellaceae.